UAUAAUUACAAAAAGACCCUUCUCCUUCUCCACAGGUACGGUCACCGGCAACGGUGGGGCACCCACGUCGGCGGUCGGCCCCACCACCACUACCACCACCACCCUUCUCUGUUUCGCAACAUUGAGAUCUGGGUCCCGCUCGAAAAUCUUCCGUUUGAUUCGAUACACUGACAUGGGCAGUGAAUACUCAUACGGUGGUUAAAUACACGUAUAUAUGCAUAUAAACAGUAUUUGUGUAUAACGUACCGUAUGGAUCCGUUUUGAUCAUCUCUUGUCUCUAUUCGUAUCUCGUCUCUUUGCGUGUUAAGCGUUGAAUUUUGUUAGAUUCGUUCUCUCUUUCGCAAUAAUAAUGCUUUGCUGUUUCUCUCUCUCGUUUUAAUAUAUUCGAUCAGGAACUAGUGUUCCCAGAUCGAGACCAUCAAGCUAACAGAGAGAGAGAGAGAGAGAGAGAGAGAGAGAGAGAGAGAGAGAGGUCCAUUGUUAGAGAACUAGGUCUCUCUCACAAGAAAAGAAUCGAUCCACACACAAACAAAACCUUACCCAUCUGUUCUUCUCUUUAUUUUUUAUUAUUUAUUCUAAAUUCUCAUUUUCAUUUGUAUAUUUAUUUCUCUCUCUCAACCCUUUCUCAGUCUCUCUGGCACUGGUUCCUUUGUUGAUUGUAUAAUGUGGGGUGGGUGGUGACUUUGUGUUUCUUGUGGAGAGAGUGGGUUAAAAGCUCAGAGAGAGAGAGAGAGAGAGAGAGGGAGAGGGGCAGAACAAGGAGUAGCGGAAGUUGAAGAACUUGUUUAGGUAUUUAGCAACGGAAGAGAGAUAGAGAAACACAGAAAGAGUGAGAGAGAAACAGAGAAGGGUACUGGUUUUGCUAGGUGUGUCUCCGUGGUUUUGAAGCUCGGAUGGAGACUAAAGGAAGGCUCAUUGCAGGUUCUCAUAACAGAAAUGAGUUCGUCCUCAUUAAUGCUGAUGAGAUUGCAAGAGUGACGUCGGUUAAAGAAUUAAGUGGGCAGAUUUGCCAGAUCUGCGGUGAUGAGAUAGAGAUUACAGUAGACGGGGAGCCAUUUGUUGCCUGCAACGAAUGUGCAUUCCCUGUUUGCAGACCAUGUUACGAAUACGAAAGAAGAGAGGGGAAUCAAGCAUGUCCUCAAUGCAAAACCAGAUACAAGCGUCUCAAAGGAAGUCCUAGAGUAGAUGGGGAUGAAGAAGAGGACAAUACUGAUGAUUUGGAGAACGAGUUUGGAAGCCUUGGCAGACCGAGCCUCACACAUUGCUGAGCAUCCUCUCUUCUCGC
Carica papaya (papaya) is the source of this 1285-nucleotide messenger RNA. NCBI's taxonomy places the organism in Eukaryota, Viridiplantae, Streptophyta, Magnoliopsida, Brassicales, Caricaceae. The record is from RefSeq and is a predicted model, not a curated record.